Messenger RNA from Zalophus californianus (California sea lion), 2785 nucleotides. Its product is annotated as cullin-2-like. Gene Ontology annotation, cellular component: SCF ubiquitin ligase complex; Cul2-RING ubiquitin ligase complex. Gene Ontology annotation, biological process: protein ubiquitination; SCF-dependent proteasomal ubiquitin-dependent protein catabolic process. NCBI's taxonomy places the organism in Eukaryota, Metazoa, Chordata, Mammalia, Carnivora, Otariidae. Gene Ontology annotation, molecular function: ubiquitin protein ligase binding. The record is from RefSeq and is a predicted model, not a curated record.
GCUGUGAGCUGGGGAACACGAGCUGACAGCCGCUGCCACCCACCUUCCUCGCCGGGGGCUUCGUCCUUCACUCCUUCGGGCUGCCUCCCCCCUUGUCUCCUGUCCCUAGUCCCACUUCUGCAGAAGAUUUCAACACUAAACUUGCACAAUGUCUUUGAAACCAAGAGUAGUAGAUUUUGAUGAAAUAUGGAACAAACUUUUAACGACAAUCAAAGCUGUUGUCAUGUUGGAAUACGUCAUAAGAGCAACAUGGAACGAUCGCUUCUCAGAUAUCUAUGCUUUAUGUGUAGCCUAUCCUGAACCCCUUGGAGAAAGACUUUAUACAGAAACUAAGAUUUUUUUGGAAAAUCAUGUACGGCAUUUGCACAAGAGAGUUCUGGAGUCUGAAGAGCAAGUACUUGUUACGUAUCAUAGGUAUUGGGAGGAAUAUAGCAAAGGUGCAGACUAUAUGGACUGCUUGUAUAGGUAUCUCAACACCCAGUUUAUUCAAAAGAAUAAAUUGGCAGAAGCUGACCUUCAGUAUGGCUAUGGUGGUGUAGAUACGAAUGAACCACUUAUGGAAAUAGAAGAGCUAGCAUUGGAUAGGUGGAGGAAAUUGAUGGUUGAACCACUUCAGACCAUCCUUAUCCGAAUGUUGCUCCCAGAAAUAAAAAAUGAUCAUGGUGGAGAAGACCCAAACCAGAAAGUAAUCCAUGGGGUUAUUAACUCCUUUGUUCAUGUUGAACAGUAUAAGAAAAAAUUCCGCUUAAAGUUUUAUCAGGAAAUCUUUGAGUCUCCCUUUCUGACUGAAACAGGAGAGUAUUACAAACAAGAAGCUUCAAAUUUAUUAUAAGAAUCAAACUGCUCGCAGUAUAUGGAAAAGGUUCUAGGUAGAUUAAAAGAUGAAGAAAUUCGAUGUCAAAAGUACUUGCAUCCAAGUUCAUAUACUAAAGUGAUUCAUGAAUGUCAGCAACAAAUGGUAGCAGACCACUUACAGUUCCUACAUGCAGAAUGUCAAAAUAUCAUCCGACAAGAGAAAAAAAAUGACAUGGCAAAUAUGUAUGUCUUAUUUCAUGCUGUGUCCACUGGUUUACCUCAGAUUCAGGAGCUGCAAAAUCAUAUCCAUGAUGAGGGCCUUAGAGCAACCAGUAAUCUUACUCAGGAAAAUAGGCCAACACUAUUUGUAGAGUCAGUUUUGGAAGUACAUGGUAAAUUUGUUCGACUUAUCAACACUGUUUUAAAUGGUGAUCAGCACUUUAUGAGUGCUUUGGAUAAGGCCCUUACAUCAGUUGUAAAUUACAGAGAACCCAAGUCUGUUUGCAAAGCACCUGAACUGCUUGCUGAGUACUGUGACAACUUAUUAAAGAAGUCACCAAAGGGGAUGACCGAGAAUGAAGUAGAGGACAAACGCACGAGCUUCAUUACCGUUUUCAAGUAUAUCGAUGAUAAGGAUGUUUUUCAAAAGUUCUAUGCAAGAAUGCUGGCAAAAUGUUUAAUUCAUGGGUUAUCUAUGUCUAUGGAUUCUGAAGAAGCCAUGAUCAAUAAAUUAAAGCAAGCCUGUGGUUAUGAAUUUACCAGCAAGCUACAUCGGAUGUAUACAGAUAUGAGUGUCAGUGCCGAUCUCAACAAUAAAUUUAACGAUUUUAUCAAAAAUCAAGACACAGUAAUAGAUUUGGGAAUUAGUUUUCAAAUAUAUGUUCCACAGGCUGGUGCAUGGCCUCUUACUCAGUCUCCUUCAUCUACAUUUGCAAUUCCCCAGGAAUUGGAAAAAAGUGUACAGAUGUGUGAAUUAUUUUACAGCCAGCAUUUCAGUGGAAGGAAACUGACAUGGUUACAUUAUCUCUGUACAGGUGAAGUUAAAAUGAACUAUUUGGGCAAACCAUAUGUAGCCAUGGUUACCACAUACCAAAUGGCAGUUCUUCUUGCCUCUAACAACAGUGAAACUGUCAGCUAUAAAGAGCUUCAGGACAGCACUCAGAUGAAUGAAAAGGAACUGACAAAAACAAUCAAAUCAUUACUUGAUGUGAAAAUGAUUAACCAUGAUUCAGAAAAGGAAGACAUUGAUGCAGAACCUUCAUUUUCAUUAAAUAUGAACUUUAGCAAUAAAAGAACAAAAUUUAAAAUUACUACAUCAAUGCAGGAAGACACACCACAGGAAAUGGAGCAGAUGAGAAGUGCUAUAGAUGAGGACUGGAAAAUGUAUCUCCAGGCUGCUAUAGUUUGUAUCAUGAAAGCAUGGAAAGGACUUCGUCAUAAUGCCCUCAUUCAAGAGGUGAUUAGCCAGUCAAGAGCUAGGUUUAAUCCUAGUAUCAGCAUGAUUAAGAAGUGUAUUGAAGUUCUGAUAGAUGAACAGUACAUCGAACACAGCCAAGCUUCAGCAGAUGAAUACAGUUACAGCCGGCCCCUCCUCUUCACGUCCCCAGGGGCCCCCUGGCUCGUCCCGUGCAUCCCAGAUGGACCAGCCCUGAUCCAGGCGCUGGCCGCGCUCACUGCCAUGACCGAAACCAGCCCGGAGACCCUCCUCCGAAACACCCAGAACCAGGGUUUGUUUCCCCGGGGUCCAGAGUCGCUCAUGGUCACCAAUGUGCUGGUGAAUCUCAACCAUCAGUGGGUGCCAGGGCCUCUGCCAAAGCGCGGGAGUGUCUGGCCCCUGCCCACUGGCCCUCAGCUGGUGCCAUCGCUCUCUCUGACUGCGCCCUUGACACCCACUCCGCGGCACCUGGACGGUUCUGUCUUGGAAAAGGAGCCCCUCUUCCAGCUCAAGAUGGUCUCCUUCACCAUCUGCACAUUGAAAUUUGAGAGGUGA